Messenger RNA from Chara braunii, 797 nucleotides. The record is from the annotation of a GenBank genome assembly. Lineage: Eukaryota; Viridiplantae; Streptophyta; Charophyceae; Charales; Characeae.
GUGUAGUAUACAAAGAAGGUGAGGUAUUUGGUAACGAGACUGUGGUCGGAAGUGAGUUGAAAAGUUGGGUUGCGAAGGAGAGGGGGAGAGAUAAUGAUGGCCACGACAGAGGAAGGUAGUGGUAGAGGGGGCAGUGGCGGUGGGGGAGGGGGAGAACCACCGAGGAGAGGACCACCGAUUUGUUAUGGGUGUGGGAAGCCGGGACAUUUCAAGUUCGAAUGUUGGAAAUAUUCAAAAGUGGAUGAAGGAAGGCAGGGUUCCCCCAUACGGAAAUGGGAGAAAGGGGCAUUGUCAUCCACGAGCAAUGGUGGUGGUGAAGAAUUGGGAGCAGUGGGCAACCUGGUGAAGUUGUUGCUAGCAAAAGAGGAAGCGAAGGAGGUGAAGCGACAGGAAAAAGCGAGCCGAAAGAAAGCGAAGGAGGAAGAGAAACAACGAGAACGUUUGAAGCAGGAAGAAGAGGAAAGAAAGCGACAGGAGCAAAUCGAAAAUGAGCCGGGACUCCCAAGGAUCGUUCAACAACAGUUGGCUCAGUGGGGACCUCCACCGAAUGUGGAACGUCAUGAGGGAAGGAGAAGGAGACGUGGAACACGGAGGAUACCAUAUCAUCCGGAUGGAUGGGGACUGUGGGAGGAUGACGUAGAGGACUUGAGGCAGAAGGCGGCUGGAAUAACGAUCAGUAUAGAAAAAACGGAAAAGGGAAACAACGGAUGAGGAAUCCCUUUCGACACCGUCGUCGCUGAUCAAACAUCGGACGAGGACAAGAGGUAGAUCGAAAGGAACAAAUAAGAAGAUGAAGA